Molecule: messenger RNA, 519 nt
Organism: Hansenula anomala
Lineage: Eukaryota; Fungi; Ascomycota; Saccharomycetes; Phaffomycetales; Wickerhamomycetaceae
Exons: 1
Coding region: 1-519 (172 amino acids)
Source: RefSeq, a predicted model, not a curated record
AUGUGCAUGGCCAAACCAAGGCACAUUUACAAUAAAGAAUACAGGGCUACUAUUGACAUUUUGAUGCUACCACACGACGUUAUGGUUGAUAAUUUAAAGAUUGGUGAUAUUCAACAGAUGGUUUUCGAUAAAGAAGAACUAGAGAAGGCUAAAUAUAACAAUAUAAGUUGUCCAACUGCAAGCUAUAACCCAUACAGUGAUUAUAGUGAUUCAGAUUCAGAAUCAGAGUUGGAACUUGAGCCAUCAUAUGGUACGGCUGGUUUCCAAAAGAACGAAAAAUCAGAUUUACUCCCAUUACCAGUGACUAUGAAGAAACCAACCAAGGAAAAGAUGACUAUGGUCUCAAAGAUACUAUUAGUACUUAUUGGGCUCAUGCUUAUGAGUUUGAUAAUCCAUUUCACAAGUGAUUAUACGAUGUUGAAGAUGAAUGAAAUGGAAGUAAACGAAUCAUCAGUUGAGGAAGUGGAAUACAAAUACACAGAGAAGUUGGAUCAGCUAUACAAAGACUUCCACAUAUAA